Molecule: messenger RNA, 3021 nt
Organism: Sclerotinia trifoliorum
Lineage: Eukaryota; Fungi; Ascomycota; Leotiomycetes; Helotiales; Sclerotiniaceae
Source: the annotation of a GenBank genome assembly
CCUAAACAAUUCUAAGGUUUGAGGUCUGAGGUAAAAACUUGUGAUUACUUCGUGAACAUUCAUAUUGAUCUUUCUUUUACAAUUCAUUCGCUUCAUUCUAUAUCUUGUCUUUUGAUUGUACAUAAUAGAUACAAUUCUGUCCUUCUUGAACAAGAAUAAGAUAUGAUACGAUCAAAAGCUCUCACGCGGGGUAGAUGCGGUUACUCCAGUACGAGGUCUUUGAAGUAUUUUGUGAAAAAUGGUGUGUAUGAGGAUAGAUAUAGUCAAACAAUUCAAAAUUUGAAGAUUGGAAGUCAUACGAGAGUUAUCUUUCAAGGUUUUACAGGUAUGGUGAUUGGAUUGUCGGUUUUUUUAACAUGCAUCAUAGCUGUCCAUGACUGACUGACCUGGUACAGGUAAACAGGUGAAGUUCCUGAAGUUAACAUCAUCAAUCAUCAUCCACUGAUUUUAUCUUUCAUCAAGGCUACAGCAAAUGCAAAAGAAUCAAUAGAAUGGGGAACUAAUAUAGUUGGUGGUGUGACGCCCGGGAAGAACGGAGAACACCUGGGAUUACCGGUACUACCUACUGUAAAAGAGGUAAGUAUAUCAUGACUAUGAUGAAUAUGACAUUCAAACUAAUAUCUAAAAUCAGGCAAUGGAGCAAUUAAAACCAGAUGCAACUGGAAUAUAUGUAGCAGCCCAUCAAGCACCAGCCGCCAUUGAGGAGGCAAUUGAAGCAGAAGUUCCUCUGAUUGUAGCCGUCGCUGAACACAUUCCUCUUCAUGAUAUGUUAAGAGUAUGAUCAUAUGACUUUCCACUCAAACAGAACUGACAUACUCAAGAUACAUAAUAUACUAGACACUCAAUCAAAAAGUCGAUUGGUUGGUGCAAAUACUCCUGGUAUUAUAUCAGCAAUUGGAAAAUGUCGAAUUGGCUUCCAACCACUUCCUUGCUUCACACCUGGUCGUAUAGGUAUUGUUGCCAAAUCAGGAACUUUAAGCUAUGAAGGUAAGAUCUUAGGCUGAAGGUCCUGAAAAUUACUAACGAUUUAGCCGUCGCUUCAACAACUAGGGCUGGACUUGGUCAAAGUCUCUGUAUUGGAAUGGGUGGGGAUAUUUUGGCUGGUACUGAUUUUGUUGAUGCUUUGAAGAUUUUUGAACAUGAUGAUGAUACUGAAGGUAUUAUUAUCAUUGGUGAGAUUGGUGGUGAAGCGGAACUUAAGGCUGCAGCUUGGAUUGAGGAGUAUAGGAAGCGCUCGUUAAAUCCCAAGUAAGAUUCCUAAAGACCAUCUUAGAUUCUACUAAUCUUUUAUAGACCUAUCGCGGCACUGGUAGUUGGUAAUCAUGCUGUGCCUGGUAAGGUUAUGGGUCAUGCUGGAGCUUUCACUUUACCCGGGGAACCAGAUGUAUUAACAAAGAUCAAGGCUUUUGAGAAUGUAGGAGUUACCAUGGUUAAUCAUCCAGCUAAAUUUGGCAAUGCUAUGAAGACCUUGUUGGGGGAUUCAGGACGAUCAAGCAACGGCCUGGCUACAAGUAGUGUUUCUCAAAAGCGAAACAUGCAUACAAUGAGGAUACGAUCAACAUCAAGAACUUCAACUAUAAACAUGGUGCAGAAAAGAACCAUUUACCUCAAAGAGGAAGAUGCCUUUAAAUUACUCGACCAAAAAGGAAUUUCCCGAAGACAAGAUCCUUCAAAAAAAGAUCCUUCAAAAAAAGAUCCAGUUCACCACCACCUUACUAUUGGUAUUGAUCGAAGUAACCGCUGUCCGCAAUUUAUAUUACAGGAACUGGUCAAGAAGAAUGAAAUCCCUUCCAAACCGAUAAAGAUUCCCUUUCAAUACGACCUAGGUAUCACGAUUGGCCUCAGACAAAAGUGCGCCACUCAUCUCCAAUUGGUAUCUCAACAUAAAUUGUUGCAUCCAAUUAUCGCUGGUCUAUUUGAACUCUUCAAAGGAAAAGAAGCCUUUCUUCUUGAAACCACCAUAAGAAGAGGAUCCCCAUGGAGAACAAAAUCUCAGCGCAGACUAUCAAUUGAACACGCAAAUUUCGGUUUCGACGAUGCCGCCUUCAAAAGCGCAAAUCGUCACUCUGAAAUUCAUUCCCUCCCUCAGGCAGAUAUCCAAGAUCCUGCUGAAACAGAAGCCCAAAAACAUGGUAUAGUAUACAUCAAACUCGCAGGCGAUGGCAAUAUCGGAACACUAGUCAAUGGUGCAGGAUUAGCUAUGAAUACUGUAGAUGCAUUAGCGGAUGCAGGAGGUAAAGCUGCGAAUUUCUUGGACACUGGGGGAAAAGCGACGGCGGAAACGGUGAAGAAGAGUUUCAAGGUUAUUUUGGGGGAUGAGAGGGUAAAAGUGGUUUUUGUUAAUAUUUUUGGAGGCUUGACUUUAGGAGAUAUGAUUGCUGAGGGGAUACUCUUGGCGUUUAGGGAGUUGGGGGUGGAGGUUCCUGUGGUGGUUAGGAUUAGGGGGACGAAUGAGAAGGAGGGGCAGAGGAUUGUAAGUUUGAAUAUUUUUUUUUGGUUUCUUUUUUGGCUCGUGAUUGUGAUCGUUCUAUGGUUCCUAGGAAGGGCCGUGUAGAGAAGGAGAAAGAGAGGAAGAAGAAGAGCGGAGAGGUACAUGACGUGCUAACUGACAUUUCCUUAACAUUAUAGAUUGCCGAAAGUGGAUUACCACUAUACGCAUAUGAUGAUUUUGACGAAGCCGCAGCAAAGGUGAUAGAAUUAGCAAAUUCAAGCGACUCUUAGAACUGCCCAGUCUUUUUACUUCGACUUUUAAAUAGAAACAAAUUAAACUCCCAUCACGAAAAUUGCAAAUCGAACUUUAGUGUCCGAGUAUUGAUGACAAGAGGCGCAGGAUUUGUAAGAACUCAGCGCGCUAGAUAGUUCCACGUCUUUCUGUGGUUGUGCUGGUGAUUAGAAUGCGAGUGGUAUAUAAUUACGGUGUUUUGGAAUUUUGAAGUUGGUUUUAGGAUGAAGGUUGGAAGCCAAAAAUCGGGAUACACAGGAUUAGAUGGAUUUGAAAAGUGGUUGGGAUAUGAGUAUAGG